Molecule: messenger RNA, 1187 nt
Organism: Asterias rubens (European starfish)
Lineage: Eukaryota; Metazoa; Echinodermata; Asteroidea; Forcipulatida; Asteriidae
Product: coiled-coil domain-containing protein 97-like
Exons: 3
Coding region: 12-1166 (384 amino acids)
Source: RefSeq, a predicted model, not a curated record
UUAAAAACAAAAUGGCUUCCAUAUCAAAUGAGAAUGACAACCAAGAGGAAGGUUUUGAAGGUGACAGCUCAGCGUCCUGCGAAGUACAUCCUUCUGAAGAUGUAGACCAUAGUCCUGACGCUAGACAAAGAAUGCUUGUUCAUAUCGCAGCCAGCAAAGCACGCAUAAAAAACCAACAGCGUGGUGAGGAAGAUCUGUCUCCGAAAGAAAAACUCAGCAUUCUGUCGGAACUCCUCGACCACAAACCGGCCAUCUUCCUGGAACGCUUCCACUCCUUUCUCCGCGAGGAGGACUUGGAUUGUUUCGACCAGCUCUUCGGGGAGUAUGAGAUUGAUUUUUAUCUGAAGGAGGCGAGGAGACGCCUGAGCACCAGGAAAUCACGAAUGGGAGUCAGAAACCGUCGCUAUGAAGCCCUGAAACAACUUGAGAAAGCGGGAGCAUACUUCAGUGACAAAGCAAUGAAGGACAGAGACCCGUUUAUGUUUGAGGAGUACAUUGGACAAUAUAUGACAGCUGAGGAGUUGAAAGGACUUCAAACUCCAGUCAGCCAAAGUGACUUGAAGUUCUCGAGUAUUCUAAUGACAUUUAUGGAUGAGCAGGAAACGAAGGAGUUGUAUAAGAGGCAAAAGGAGGUGGAGGAUGACAUGUUGGAGGAAGAGGAAGAAGAAGAUGAAGACGAAGAAGAAAGUGAUGAGGAUGCAGAUACGGCCGUCCCUUCAACCAGUCACGAGCAAAAAAACAGACCGAAGGUGACCGAGAGAGUACCGACUUCAGCCACCGACGAAGAUAGAGCCAUGAUGAGGCAAGAAUUCCUUCAUCAUAUGCACCUCAGAUUUCUCAGCGGACAGGAGAAAGAUUUUGACUACUCCACCGUUGACGGAAACGCAGAGUACGACUCGUUGGUACUUAGAACUCAAGACGAAGAAGAGCAAUAUUUUGACAAGGAUGAGGAGAAGUGGAGCUUCAACGAGGAGGAGUGCGGAAGAGACGGCAAUGAUGGUCCAGGGGGUUGUCUCGAAGAGUUUGAUGAAAAGGAGGGAAUCAUGGGGAGGAUGGGUAAAGUCAGAUCUUGCACAGCUGAUGAUGGCAACAAAUCAUGUGGACGUGGUGGAUUAGGAAAGAACACUUGCGACUCGUUUGAAAAUGAAGACAUGGAGAGUUGUUAAACCAACUUCUACUUUUCUAAA